AUGGAAUACUGCACAAGUCGUCCAGUUGCGAAAUACAUUGAAGUUGGAUCCAAUGGUGGCACCAUUUUUGCAUCACCGACUGUACCAUCAUUUAUUGAAAGUGCAUUUAUCAAACCAUACUAUCCGAUACGAAGUACACGAUCGAUAAAUAAUGAAUACAGAACCUUCGAUCGUCCGUUUCGAUUGGAAAAUCGGAGCAGAUCGUAUGACUACAAUACAUUUUCACCAGAAGAAUUCUAUCGUACUUCAAAUCAAGAGUAUGGUGCUUAUCCACCUAUGAUACAUAGUUUGCCACCCAUCUAUCGACCACUCAGGCAUACUUUCACGGAUAUGCUAAAAACUGGACAAGAACAUCAUCAUCUUCGAAAUUUUAAGAUGAGCACUGACAAUUUACCAUCGAUAUGGGCACCUCGUGGAGCGCUACCAAUAUCAAUUGGUCGAGGAAGCUACGUCAGACAUUCUAUGCGCCCAGUUUUCAAAUAA
Messenger RNA from Rotaria socialis, 483 nucleotides. Lineage: Eukaryota; Metazoa; Rotifera; Eurotatoria; Philodinida; Philodinidae. The record is from the annotation of a GenBank genome assembly.